Molecule: messenger RNA, 1016 nt
Organism: Brachypodium distachyon (stiff brome)
Lineage: Eukaryota; Viridiplantae; Streptophyta; Magnoliopsida; Poales; Poaceae
Product: ABSCISIC ACID-INSENSITIVE 5-like protein 2
Exons: 3
Coding region: 335-796 (153 amino acids)
Biological process (GO): positive regulation of DNA-templated transcription
Cellular component (GO): nucleus
Molecular function (GO): DNA-binding transcription factor activity
Source: RefSeq, a predicted model, not a curated record
ACAGUACACCCAAUCUAGCUAGCUAGCUAGCUAUAUAGUGCGCGGUGCUAUCCUGUCCCUGCUUAAAAGAUGAAAGCUAGCAGCAGGAAUGUAUAUGAUAUCUCUCACAGCAAAAGAUAAAUAGACAGACAUGCUUGUAGAUAGCUCUCAAACACUUUUGGCUUAUAGCUUAGCUUAAUCUGCACUCACACAAGAGAGAGGUUCGCUAGCUAGCUCCUCCUGGCCAGUAACUAACUUAAAGUGGCCAGCUGCACCACACUAAUAAGCAGAGUGCCGUUUGAUCUAGCAUUCUAGCUAGCUCGAACAGUGUAUCAUCGUCUAAGCUAAGCAAGCCAUGGCGAGCUUCGGAGGGCAGUACGUGGGGACGGGGGCGUGGAUGAGGGAGCCGGAGAGCCCGCAGCUGAGCCUGAUGAGCGGCUGCAGCUCGCUCUUCUCCAUCUCGGUGCUGCGGGACGGCGACGACCUCGGCGGCGGCGUGCGGUCGCUCCCCGCCACGCCGGUGUCGCUGGCGGGGUUCGUCGGCGCCGGAGACGAAGUGGAGAUGAUGGAUCAUCUGCGGCAGGGAAGCGGCGACGAGGACCGGAGGACCGUCCGGAUGAUGCGCAACCGGGAGUCCGCGCUACGAUCCAGAGCAAGGAAGAGGGCAUAUGUGGAGGAACUCGAGAAGGAGGUUCGCCGUCUGGUGGAUGACAACCUCAAACUGAAGAAGCAGUGCAAAGAGCUGAAGCAGGAGGUGGCAGCACUGGUCCUUCCCAGCAAGAGCUCGCUGCGACGAACGUCCUCGACUCAGUUCUGAAGCUUCGUCGAAGAAGAAUGCCAGUAGAACAGAAAAAAAGAAGUGUAUUAUUUCGGCCCUGCAGAAUUAGGAUCAGCUGAUUCGACUUGCAUAUGAAUGUGUACAUUUAUCUACGUACAGGGUGUGUAAUGAUAUCGAUCUUUUAGAUAUAUAUUGCCUGUCUCCGCAAAGAUCGAGAACAGAUUUUCAGGAAUUAAGCUCUAUUGUUCAGCUCAAACCA